AUGGCAGACGCUGCUCAAGAUGCGCAGAACCUCAUUCACAACCUUCUCUCCGAGAUUGUACCAUAUCCCGUCUUCCGCGUCCUUGCGGGCUUCUCCAACCUGAUCUACAGUCUACUCGGUAGCUCCAACAAUCCGUCAUCAUGGGCCUCGACGCUGCUUCCUCCGCUCAUCACCUUCUUCCUGGCGUACUUUGCGCUCGUGACGGCGUACAGAACAGUGCGCUCGAUGCUGGCGGUGGCAUGGUUCGGCAUCAAGUGGGGCGCGAUCAUCGGCGCGCUCAUCGCAAUAUGGGCCUGGUGGACCGACAACACGGAUGCCAUCAACAGCACUGGGACGGUGCCCGGUCGAGGAGGCCUCUUCGGUCAGCUAAACACCCUCGGUCCGCUCAUGAACACGCUCUACACGCAGCUUCCGGACUUUAUGGCACCCGCAGGCUCGUCCGCGUCACGCAGCAAUCGUCGAAGGACAACAGCGCAGACACGACGGAGGGCACGCUCGUCGACUAGAGGUGGUAAUCAGAAUGCAUUCGCAUACGAUCCGAACGCUGAUCUCACCGAUGAUCUCGGUGCUGGCUACUCCGCGUUCGCAGACAUGUUCGGCGGCGCCAACAACGAGCCCUCUAACGGCGUCGACUUUGCGUCUCUGCUGCGCACCAUCGUCACAGAGGGUCAGCGGCAAGGCAUCGAUGCUCUAUCAGCACUCAGAGCCGCAGGAAGAGUGCAAGACGAGCUGCGCAACUUCCAACAGAACCCGACUGCGUGGUUCGAAGGUGUCGGCGAACGGUUCCGAACCACAGCAACCCCGGGUCUGGACGAUGGUGCGGGAUACAACACUCGCUCUCGGGCGCGGAACCAGCAGCAGCAGAAUCGCGGUCGCGGAACAAACGUCAAUGUCGAUCAGCAAGACUCGUGGUGGUCCAACGUGGCUUCCGGCGUCAACGACUUCCUGAAACGCGAGCCGGCGCAGAACCCCGGUGGUCAGCGAAGACGCACUCGCCCGUCGUACAAUGUAUAA
This is a messenger RNA of Kalmanozyma brasiliensis GHG001, 1014 nucleotides long. RefSeq lists its product as uncharacterized. Bases 1 to 1014 code for a protein of 337 amino acids. The transcript has 2 exons. The record is from RefSeq and is a predicted model, not a curated record. Lineage: Eukaryota; Fungi; Basidiomycota; Ustilaginomycetes; Ustilaginales.